GAAUUAGUUGGCCAGUAGAAAAAUGGCCAUAAACGUGCCAGGUUUAUUGUCGGUUGUCAUUUUUUAUUUCCUCAUUCUGGUUGUGGGCAUUUGGGCCGGAUGGAAGAACCGUGGCAAAGGAUCACAAGGCGGAACGGAACAAAUCAUGUUAGCCGGAAGGGAUAUGGGAACGUUUGUCGGUGUCCUUACCAUGACAGCCACCUGGGUUGGGGGAGGUUAUGUUAUUGGAUCCACUGAGGGAGCUUUCACUAGCGGUGUUGUAUGGUGCCAAGCUCCAUUCGGAUACGGCAUCAGCCUGAUUGUCGCUGGAUUAUUUUUCGCCAAUCCGAUGCGCAGCGCUGGAUACCACACAAUGCUGGAUCCAUUUCAGGAGAAGUAUGGAGCUAAAAUCGGGGGCAUCCUCUUUCUGCCGGCUCUUUGUGGGGAGAUUCUCUGGUCGUCGGCUAUUCUGUCUGCCCUCGGGUCUACCCUAUCCGUCAUCCUUGGAUUGGACAACACCAUCUCCGUUGUGGUUAGCGCAGCGGUAGCCAUGCUCUACACCUUGUUUGGAGGCCUUCACAGUGUAGCGUAUACGGAUGUGGUGCAGCUCUUUUGCAUCGCCAUCGGACUUACAAUUUGCGUGCCAUUCGCCUGGAAUCAUAAAGCGGUAGACACAAAGGCUUUAACGGUUCCAGGAACCUGGGAAGGAGUGAUAGAGAUUUACAAUGUUGGCGUUUAUAUUGAAAAUUACCUUUUGAUUGUCAUAGGAGGCAUUCCCUGGCAGGUUUAUUUUCAGCGUGUCCUUGCCUGUAGAACACCAAAACAGGCCCAGACGAUUUCAUAUUUGGCUGGAUUUGGAGCUAUCCUGCUGGCGGCUCCACCCAUAUGCCUGGGAGUCAUAGCCCGAGUUACAGAUUGGAAUGCUGCAACACACGGAACUAUAAAUGUCACAGUCGAAGAACACGGAAGAAUGAUUUUGCCUCUAAUGUUGCAAUUCUUAACACCCCCGUGGGUUUCCUUUAUCGGCCUGGGAGCAAUUUCAGCAGCAGUCAUGUCAUCCGCUGAUUCUUCCAUUCUUUCAUCUAGUACCAUGUUUGCCAGAAAUAUUUAUCAAGCCAUUUUCUUCACGGAUGCAUCGGAACGGCACGUUCUUCGAGUGAUGUGGGUCGCGAUUGUUGUUGUAGCCGCCCUGGCAUCUUUGAUGGCCUUAACCGUCAAUUCUAUUUAUGGUUUAUUCGUGCUGAGUUCUGACUUGGUCUACGUGUUGCUGUUUCCUCAGUUAUUGCUGGUCCUCUACUGGAACGAACAUUGCAAUUCGUAUGGUUGCCUAGCCAGUAUUUCCUCAGGAUUUCUGUUUCGGUUUCUAGGAGGAGAACCGCUAAUAGGAUUACCAGCCUUUUUGGCUUAUCCAUUUUAUGAUCCAAUUCUUGGCCAACUGUUCCCAUUCCGAACGAUGAGCAUGAUCAUUUCCCUCAUGUCACACGUGAUCGUAUCGAUUAUCGCUCGUUGGAUCUUUGUGAAUAAUUUGUUACCCGCCAAAUGGGAUCUACUCCGCUGUUUCAAUCAACCCAUAAUACCGGGCACUGUUCCAGCGCUAGCGAUCCGGCCAACCGUUCCUGUAUCGACGAUUUCGCAAUCCAGUGACCUGCGCAAAAAAAGUCAUGACGAUUCCGUAAGCGGUCAAUGUUCAAGUUUGGACAUGGGCCGGUUGUACAUACCCCGGCCGAAACUCAGGCGAAAUUCAGGUCAUGGAAUUUACCGAAGGGAGAUCGUACCUGGUUAUUCACAAGGGAGAACUACGAAACCAUUGAUAUUUCUAUCAUUGCUUUAACGUGUCGUUUAUUAAAAAUACAUCACUCUAUGGAUGACAA
Daphnia magna is the source of this 1850-nucleotide messenger RNA. Its product is annotated as high-affinity choline transporter 1. NCBI's taxonomy places the organism in Eukaryota, Metazoa, Arthropoda, Branchiopoda, Diplostraca, Daphniidae. Gene Ontology annotation, biological process: choline transport; acetylcholine biosynthetic process; transmembrane transport. The transcript has 10 exons. Gene Ontology annotation, cellular component: plasma membrane. The record is from RefSeq and is a predicted model, not a curated record. Gene Ontology annotation, molecular function: choline:sodium symporter activity. Bases 23 to 1810 code for a protein of 595 amino acids.